UACAAAAUAUGUGUGAACCGACUCUUUAUGGUAUUGAAGAGGCUCCCAGUCCCAGUCCCAGUUCACCUCUUUAUGGAAAAUAAUAUACUUUUUCAUCUCUAUUCUCGUCUAGGAUGGAGGCACACUUUAAAAUAAAAAUAACCAUUUAAAAGUUUUGCUAAGACAAGCCAACAGAAAGGUCUGUUUACCUCUGAUCACCCACCUUAGCAAUGGCACCCCCAGUAGACGCAUUUCAGUGAGGAUGUUUUCUUCCGUGGCCUCAGGUCGCUGUGUGAGCAUGACUCCCGCCUGCUGUGGGUAGACGUGGUCCAGGACCAGAAAAGAGGGAGGGACCCUUUGGCCCAGGCCUCCUUGGUGAUUGCGUUCAUCUCUUCAGGGGCCGCACUGAGAGGCAGAGGCCCUGGGUCCCAAUUGUCCUCAGCCGGGAAGACACGUGCAGCCAGGAUGAGCCUGGGACCCGGGGCCACUUGCUGCUUUAACCAUGGAGAAGCGGGGCCGCGGUGAGAUGGACACAGCCCCGUCGCAGCCUCUUCACUCCCACAUUAAGUUGUUGAAAACCAACCGUGAGCUGCUGGUCACUCACAUCCGCAGCACGCAGUGUCUGGUGGACAACCUGCUGGAGAAUGAGUACUUCUCAGCCGAAGACGCGGAGAUCGUGGGCGCCUGCCCCACGCAGCCCGACAAGGUGCGCAAGAUUCUGGACCUGGUACAGAGCAAGGGCGAGGAGGUGUCCGAGUUCCUCCUCUUCGUGCUCCAGCAACUCGAAGAUGCUUACGUGGACCUCAGGCCCUGGCUGAUGGAGAUCGGCUUCUCCCCUUCCAAGCUCAUUCAGAGCAAAACUGUUGUCAACACUGAUCCAGUGAGCAGGUACAUCCAGAAACUGCGACACCAGCUGGGCCGCGACUCCAAGUUCAUCCUGUGCUACUCGCAGAAGGAGGAGGUGCUGCUGGAGGAGGUGUACACGGACACCAUCAUGGAGCUGGUUAGCUUCAGCAACGAGAGCCUGGGCAGCCCGGGCAGCCUGGCCCGCCUCCUGGACCACUCCACGGGCGUCCUCAACGAGCAGGGCGAGACCAUCUUCUCCUGCUUCCAGGAGGGCGCCAUGCUGAGCCUGCAGGACCUGCUCUUCAAGCACUGCUGCUACCCGGAGCAGGACCCCGGGGAGGUGUUCGCCUUCCUGCUGCGCUUCCCCCACGCCGCCCUCUUCACCUUCGACGGCCUGGACGAGCUCCACUCCGACUUCGACCUGAGCCGCGUGCCCGACACCUCGUCGCCCUGGGAGCCAGCCCACCCCCUGGUCCUGCUGGCCAACCUGCUCAGCGGGGUGCUGCUCAAGGGGGCCACCAAGCUGCUCACGGCCCGCACGGGCAUCGAGAUCCCGCGCCAGCUCCUGCGGAAGAAGGUGCUCCUGCGGGGCUUCUCCCGCAGCCACCUGCGGGCCUACGCCAGGAGGAUGUUCCCCAACCGGCCCACGCGGGACCGCCUGCUGGACCAGCUGGAGGCCAACCCCAACCUCUGCAGCCUGUGCGCCGUGCCCCUCUUCUGCUGGAUCAUCUUCCGCUGCUUCCAGCACUUCCACGGCGCCUUCGACAGCCCCCCAGAGCUGCCCGACUGCACGGUGACCCUGACCGACGUGUUCCUGCUGGUCACCGAGGUCCACCUGAACAGGACGCAGCCCACCAGCCUGGUGCAGAGGAACACGCAGAGCCAGACGGAGGCCCUCCGCGCCGGCCUGGCCACCCUGCGUGCGCUGGGGCAGCUGGCCCGCUGCGGCAUGGAGAGGGACCUGUUUGUCUUCAGCCAGGAGGAGGUCCAGGCCGCCGCCAUGCAGGAGGCUGACCUGCAACUGGGCUUCCUGCGGGCCGUGCCCGAGCCGGGCCUCGGGGAGGACCAGAUGUCCUAUGAGUUUUUCCACACCACCCUCCAGGCCUUCUUCACCGCCUUCUCCCUCGUGGUGGACGCCAAGGUGGGCACGCGGGCGCUGCUCAGGUUCUUCCAGGAGUGGGUGCCUCCGGAGGAGGCAGCAGUGGCGGACUGCUCGGCCCCCUUCCUCCCCUUCCCGUGCCUGGGGGCCCGCGACCCGCUGGGGGACAACCCCUUCAGGAACAAGGACCACGUUCAGUUCACCAACCUCUUCCUGUGCGGGCUGUUGUCCAAGGGCAAACAGAAACUCCUGCGACACCUGGUGCCGGCCGCGGCCCUGAGGAGAAAGCGCAAGGCCCUGUGGGCGCACCUGUUCGCCAGCCUGCGGACCUACCUGAAGAACCUGCCCCGCACUCGGUCUGGGGGCUUCAACCAGGUGCAGGCCAUGCCCACCUUCAUCUGGAUGCUGCGCUGCAUCUACGAGACGCAGAGCGAGAAGGUGGGGCAGCUGGCGGCCAAGGGCAUCUGCGCCAACUACCUCAAGCUGACCUACUGCAACGCCUACCCGGCCGACUGCAGCGCCCUCUCCUUCGUCCUGCACCACUUCCGCAAGCGGCUGGCCCUCGAUCUGGACAACAACAAUCUCAACGACUACGGCGUGCGGGAGCUGCAGCCCUGCUUCAGCCGCCUCACGGUCAUCAGACUCAGCGUAAACCAAGUCACUGACAGUGGGGUCAAGGUGCUAUAUGAAGAGCUGACCAAGUACAAAAUUCUGACGUAUUUAGGCUUAUACAACAACCAGAUCACUGAUGUCGGAGCCAGGUACAUCGCCAGCAUCCUGGAUGAGUGCAAAGGCCUCACACACCUUAAACUGGGGAAAAACCAGAUAACCAGCGAGGGAGGAAAGUGUCUCGCCCUGGCCGUGAAGAACAGCAAAUCCAUCUUGGAAAUCGGGAUGUGGGGCAAUCAAAUCGGCGAUGAAGGAGCAAAGGCCUUCGCAGAGGCUCUGAGGAACCACCCCAGCUUGACCAACCUGAGUCUGGCUUCCAAUGACAUUUCCACAGAAGGAGGAAAGAGCCUCGCGCAGGCCUUGCAUGGGAACACGUCGCUGAGAAUAUUCUGGCUCACCCAGAACGAACUCAACGACGAAGUGGCAGAGAGCAUGGCAGAGAUGUUGAAAGUCAACCAGACGCUGAAACAUUUAUGGCUUAUCCAGAACCGGAUCACAGCCAAGGGGGUCGCCCAGCUGGCAGACGCCUUACAGAAGAACACUGGCAUCAUGGAGAUUUGCCUCAAUGGGAACUUAAUGAAGCCCGAGGAGGCCGGAGGCUUUGAGGGUGAGAAGCGGCUUGUCCUUUCCUGAGAGGACGCCUUCCUGUCCGAGGAUCUGGCCCUGGGAGGGCGCUAGUGGCAGCAGCCACUCUGCGGUCACCUGUCUUAGGUGUCAUCUUGCAAGGGGACUGCCUGCCGGGAGCCCAGAGCCUUCACAGAUGCUGAUAGGCCAGCUCCCUGCACAGCUGGUGCAGUUUCACAGGGAAGCGUGGGCUUUGUGAGCCAUGUUGGUUCCUGGAAACAUGCCAUGGAGACAUUCCUGAGUGCCCAUGAUCGCUGUGACCUGCAUCAAGAGGAAUGACUGAGCUUGUACAGCGCCUGCCCUGGCGGUGGGGGAGUGAGCGGUCACUGCUGUCCUCACUGAGCCGUCGAGGGCGUGGUGUAGAGUUGGUGCCGAGUUUUUUGCCGAGAAGAUGCUCCAUGAACAAGAAGUGUUCUGCCUGAAAUCUUCCUCCUCGGUACCUCCCCAUGUGUUGCUAUCCUUCCCGCUUCACAGCUGUAGAUACUGAGGGGUGUCCUGUGUGGGGUGGUAGUGGGUGCCAAGGAAAAGACCUGGCACAGGCUUUUUUAUCCUGGGGCCUCACUGCCAACCGAGACCACUGGCUGCGCUCUUAGCUAAGAGCAAGGGCGAUGCCUUCAUGAUGCUGCGUUUCCACUCAGGGGUUUCCCACGCGAGGCUGACCUCCUCCGGAGACUAACACCUGGCAGAGCUGCUCUGCCCCAGGAAGACUGCCUGCCCCCAGAAGAGGCGUGGCUUACCUUGUGGUCCUGGCACCCACUGAGCCUCCUCUCCCCUGCCCUUCUCAGGAGGUCUCCUGCCUGAGUGGCUGUGAGGGUGACGGAGUUGGAGCCAAGGGUCAGGCAGCUCCGAGGACCCGCUAGCAUGUCAGGCCCCGACCACAGUGAUGGGCGCAUGGUGGGUGCUAAUGGGGGAGGGUGGCGAUAGGAUCAGACGACCUGCCCUUUCACCAACCCAUUUGUUAAUAAAUACUGAGCACGCUAUUUCUAAUUGCCUGAGUCCGGGGUGCUCUAAGGGAACCAAAACUGUGAGCUCGCUGUUUGCUGAUCCCCACACUGGACAGAGGCAUCUUCAUUCUGGUCCUUCAUAGGCCUUUCCAUCCGACCACCAAGUCCAAACAGGUGGCUGCUCAGAGGAACUGACUGAGGCAGGGGGCUGGGACCAGGGUAUACUGUUUUGGGCCAAAUUUCACGGCUCCCUGCUAUGCCAUGAGAGGUCCUGGCAGGCCAGGUCCGAUGUCCACGAUGUUCCUCUGCCAUUAGGCUGAGUGGAGGACCCAGAUGGGCCGUCACCCACUGUGGCAAGAGGCACCGAGCUGAGUGGUUAAACAUGAGAGGGGAAGGGACGAGGGCCCCCAGCAGUACCUUUCCGUUCUCGGAGGUGCAGCCUGCUGGGUACAGCCGCCCUGUUUGGAAGGGCUCAGUUCUAGAGGUCCCCCUGCAAGUUAUGGGGAAAAUUCUGUGCAGUCAUCCAGCCACAUGGUGGCCAUUCCCUUAAGGCGCUGCUUUGACGGUUCCUACCCACCCCUCCCCUCCCCCUCCCCCCAGGUCUGCAUAUUCACCUGCAGUCACCCCGGAUGCAGAGCCAGAGAACCACAUUUCUCAGCCGACAAACCAGGAUUUGAUCACACCACUCACUCUCAACUUUUCGAGCCUACAAUAUACUCAGAAACUACCACAGAUCACGGCUUUUAGAGACUAGGAAAAUUUAUGUGCUGUUGGCUUAAAUUCUAUUUGGAAAUACCUUGGUCCUCUAGGUGAUGAAGGAAAGAUUUUUCUCUCUCUUACAAAAGUGGAAUCAGGACCUUAACUUGCUGGGCUGAGACGUGGGGACUUUUCCUAGGCAAGAAAGACACAAUUGGAAAUGGAAAAGAAAAGAGAAUUCCACAAACUUGGAUAUAACUAUUUCUUUUCACAGGACGUCUCGGUUGAUUUUGGGAAAGAAGCCACGGCUCCCACCUUUCCAACGUGCAUUUCUGGCACGGUCCUGCUGACGGUGAACUUACUGAAAAGCCACGUCAAGUCACUGGGCAGCAAGUCACUGGGCGGCUUCGGGCUGGUCCUAAGGCUGCUGGAAUCUCAAUUUCCUCCUUGAAAAUGGGAAUGCGAGGGCCCUGACUCGCAGGGUGGUUUGAAGAUGAAACGAGCUGAUGCAGGGAAAGCAGCACAGAGCCGGCACAGGGCCACUGCUCAACAUGCUCUGGUUAUUAUUAAACCGAUGUUUCCCUUUUCUGCUCACAGUGGAACCCAUAGGUUGUUCUCAUCUCACUCUUAGGUUUAGGGAACUUCUCAACAAGGUCAAACAUGGGGCUGGAAGGUCUCAAAGUCUCCGAAAAUAUUCAACAUUGAGUUUCCUGCAAUAGCCUAGCUUUGUCAGUGAAAAGCACAGGCAUUAGUUUCCAUCAUUGUUACCAACGAGUCCUACCAUGUAAGUGUCGCUCACGGAACGGGAGGCGGGCUCGUGUCUUCCUGGCACAGCAGGGAGUCAGCCCCACCACUCAGAGCCGCCCAGGAGCCUUCGCCAGGCGCAUUUUCAGCUCCUGAACUGGGAAGCAGCAGUUGGCUCAUUGCUAUUUCGAUCCACAUCCAGGGGUGGCACUCAUCUACUUUAGUAAUUACUCACUUAAACAACCACCAACUGACCAACCAACCGUGCUGUGAAGCUGAGAGGCAAAGCCAUGACCAUUAUCCCCGGCCCAUGGGUAAGAAUUUUAAUAAAAAUGGAAUUAGCUCCUGAGGAGGCCCUGAAUCAAGUUACCCCACAGAUGGGCUCGAGGCAGAGCAGCGGGGCCCAGGGGCCAUCCCAGCACGAUUCCCUCAGCCUUAAACUGAAUCAGCUGCACCCAAGACCAGCUUAAAACUUUCAGUGGCACUAAGACUGAAAAGGUCAUGGGCCCCCAAGGAUCUGUAACUUAAAAUAAACAACAGUAAAUUAUAAAGUAAGUGCUAGAGUGCUAAACAAGUUUCUGGUUUUCCCCUGAUGACUUGGGUGCUUUCUUGGGGAAUAACAAAUAUCAAAAUAUCUCA
Messenger RNA from Myotis davidii, 6240 nucleotides. It is a transcript of the gene NOD1, whose product is annotated as nucleotide binding oligomerization domain containing 1. Gene Ontology annotation, biological process: regulation of apoptotic process. Gene Ontology annotation, molecular function: protein binding. NCBI's taxonomy places the organism in Eukaryota, Metazoa, Chordata, Mammalia, Chiroptera, Vespertilionidae. The record is from RefSeq and is a predicted model, not a curated record.